GAAAGGAGGGUGUGUGGGGUAAAGGGAAAAUUUGAUCCGUUGAUUUUCCCUCCUUUUCCAAAAUUUAUGUAUAGUUUCCCUCCCUUAUUAUUCUAUUCUAUUCGCAUACUCAAUUGCAAUUAAUUAAUUUGUUCAUUAUUUCCUUCCUUCACAUCUCACACAGAUUCCAUCAUCCACAAGCACCGAUCAAAGGCGUGUCUGGUGUCCUACACUGACACGAGUCUGGAUCUGCUCCAGUUCCUUAUGAGUAUAGUUUUCCUGUUUGUCUCACGGAUGUCCAACACACGGCAAUUAAAAUCUUAAACUGCCCAGAUUAACAGUUUGCAUAUCAGCAUUUUUUAUGAAAAAUAAAAUAAAGAACGAUUCAGAUGAAACUUUGUGAAGGUGUUCUAUUGCCAGCACAUCUCUCCUUGCUGUCUCGGCACGCCACCAUCUCACCGCCUUGCUGCGACGCCAUUUCAUUUACCUUUUCCCAGUUUUAUGAUUUAAAAUACUACUACUAUCCAAUUUGUAUUAUCCUCUUGUUGCUGCUUGUUGUUUUGUUGAACAGUGGUGGGGAUUUUAAGUUUGAGUGGGCUGUAUUACUUCUAGCUUCAAGGUGGAAUUGGCGUUUCAGGUGGAGGGUAUUUAUUAUGUUGGUAAUGGAGAACUUGUAAUUGGACGGAGUUGCUGAGUUUCGUGGCGGCACUGUGGCGGAGUGGAUCAACAUGGUGCCGAUGAGACAAUGGUUUAGAUUGAUGACUAAACGCGUUUUCAUUUUUUUUUUUUAAUAUAAAGAGGGUGAUUUCCCAACUUUUAAAUUGAACUGUUUAAGAAUUUAAUCGCCACAUGUUGGACAUCUAUGAGACAAACUGGUUAACUGGACUCAUAAAGAACUGGAGCAGAUACUGACUCCACUGACACGACACCAACAUGGGAAAUUUGUAAUCGAGUGUAUAGUCCAAUUAAGAUACUCAGUAUGUUUGGGAGAAAAGCUUGCCAACUUGUGAAAGAAUUUGCGAGUGGAGAAAAGGGUCAGCUCACACCAUUUAAUAAAGACUUGUUUGAGCAAGUAGUUGGAGAAUGCAACCAACAUCACCUUGACCUUCAGUCCUUGAUAAGGAAGAUGCAGGAAGAAGGUUUGGAUGUCCAAACUGCUAGAAAUGCUGACCACUACGGAGCCCUCAUCCACCUAUUUUCUAUAGUCCGAAAUAAACGUUGUCUAAUGGCCUAUGUGUAUAAUCGAGCAGAAACUAUACGGAGCUUGUUAUGGAAGAUAGGGCCUGUGAUUCCUAAAGAAAUUGAAGAGAAGCUUGAUCAUAGGGAGGAAGAGUAUUUCAAGAAGCAUUCUUCAGCAUUGAAAUCUUAUAUGUCAAAAGUGUUUGUUGAUCUGACUGUGGAUAUGGUACCACCAAAAGAUCCAUACAUCCAAGUAAGGGUCCUUGAAGACAUAAGAGAAGGCAUUGUGCUUAGUGAUGAUAAGAAUCCCAAUUUCGCCCGACAUUCAAUGCAUUUUCUGAAACGAACUGAUGCUGAGAAAUAUAUCUCACGGGGCUUAAUGGAGGAGCUCACUGGUUGACCUGUUAGUGAAAAAUGUAGAUGAAAAUACUAAUUUUGAACUUGAUAUGUUGGAUUAAUUAUUGUAUUUAAUACUUUCUCUAGUCCUAAUUAUGUUUUGUGAAAAAUUAGAGUUUUGAAAAAGUGUCCGAAA
Molecule: messenger RNA, 1690 nt
Organism: Medicago truncatula (barrel medic)
Lineage: Eukaryota; Viridiplantae; Streptophyta; Magnoliopsida; Fabales; Fabaceae
Product: DNA replication complex GINS protein PSF1
Exons: 8
Coding region: 959-1558 (199 amino acids)
Biological process (GO): DNA replication; DNA strand elongation involved in mitotic DNA replication
Cellular component (GO): GINS complex
Source: RefSeq, a predicted model, not a curated record